Mycena indigotica is the source of this 1089-nucleotide messenger RNA. RefSeq lists its product as uncharacterized. Bases 1 to 1089 code for a protein of 362 amino acids. The record is from RefSeq and is a predicted model, not a curated record. The transcript has 2 exons. NCBI's taxonomy places the organism in Eukaryota, Fungi, Basidiomycota, Agaricomycetes, Agaricales, Mycenaceae.
AUGGGCGGCAAGGCGUUCAGCGCAACCCUUCCUGCCACGUCGUUCCCAAGGAUCCCACCAGCCAUCUAUUAUCGCCACCUCAAACCACGCACAACCCCCAAAAUCAAGACAUUGUACUCUAUUGUGUCGACCCCUGCUGAAGCUCCCCUGAAAGCGUCCCACGGAGAUUUGGACCUUCUUGUCUGUGAGCCACUCAACAGCGCUGAGGUUUCACCGGCAGAAGUACAAACACUUCUUGGUGCCAGGUUCAUGGUUCCUGAACCUGGCAAUCGGACGUCGAGCUACGCAGUCCUAAUUGAGCCUGGUGAAUGGAGAGCACUUGGUCACGAUGCAGAAGAGAACGCAGCUCGAUUGGCAGCCGAAGCAGCAGGGCAACCCGAAAUAUACUAUCAAGUUGACGUCCAUGUCUGCGCCGAUAAAGCGGAAUGGGAGAGGAUCCACUUCUUCCAUGGCAAUGGCGACACUGGCAUGAUUCUGGGACUUCUAGCGCGCAACAAUGGCCUUACGCUCGGAACGAAAGGCCUGAAGGCACGAUGCUCAACUUCUUCAAAUCUCAGCGAAUCGAUGGACGAGAUCAUGGAGUACAUGGGCCUAUCGAUGGAACGUUGCAGGGCCGGGUUUUCGACCACCCUUGAAAUUUUCGAAUGGCUGGGAUCGUCCAGCUUCUUCAACCCGUUGACUUUCAGAUCGCAAGGUCGAGGUAUAAAAAAGGUCAAGUCGGACCGUACCAUGUACGCAGAGUUCACUGAGUGGGCCGGGAACCAAGAGCCAAAAGUUGGUGGCGCAAUGAGCAGAGAAGCUCGUAUCCAGCAUGCACUUGUGAGAUUUGGGAAGAAGGGCGAGUACGACCGACUUCUCAAGGAAGACGCAGACCGCGCCCUCCUGAAGAAUUCUUUCAACGGACAUAAAGUUCAAGAAUGGACAGGAAUCAAAGCUUGGUCCAGCCUGCACACGAUGAUGGAAGCUGUUCGAACUGAGCUCGGUGGCAAUGAGGGGAUAGUUGCACUGUUGAACGUAGAAGGUGAAGACGGCAUACGAGAGGUCGUCUUACGGGCGAAGGAAAGGCUAUUAGGUGUCACGGAGGGGUAG